AUGUUUGCUACAGACGAGGACGUCAAGGAAGGUCAGCUGAUUGUUCUCUUUGUCCUCCAUUGUAAAAUGUUUGUCCGGGAAGACGCUGCUGAUAUGCUCCCUGAACAUGAGCAUCUGAUCCCGUUCGAAAACGACGAAGGCAUUAUCCACAUACCGCACACAAAAUUUGGGUCUGUGUUGUUGGAAGACAAACUUUUCAGAACCACCUCGGCAAGGAGUCAUGAAAUCAGUGAACGCAUUGGUAUCCGCGUCAUCUGUCCGUAG
Dibothriocephalus latus is the source of this 264-nucleotide messenger RNA. The record is from the annotation of a GenBank genome assembly. Lineage: Eukaryota; Metazoa; Platyhelminthes; Cestoda; Diphyllobothriidea; Diphyllobothriidae.